Messenger RNA from Ambispora leptoticha, 1338 nucleotides. The record is from the annotation of a GenBank genome assembly. NCBI's taxonomy places the organism in Eukaryota, Fungi, Glomeromycota, Glomeromycetes, Archaeosporales, Ambisporaceae.
AUGCUAGUUUUAUUUGAAACGGCCGCCGGCUUUGCGCUAUUCAAAUUACUUGACGACGGCAAACUGGCAAACCCUGAGCAACUAUGGCGUGAUUUUGAAACACCAGAAGCUGCUAAUCGAGUGGUUAAACUUAAGGCAUUCCAAAAGUUUGAAAAUAUGAAUGACGCAGUUUCCUCAGUUACAGCUAUACUAGAAGGAAAACUUUCAAAAGACUUAAGAAAAUUUUUAAGAGAUUCGAUUGAUGAGACUUCACUUCAGAGCGAACAAUUAGCUGUUGCUGAUCAAAAAUUAGGUGCUGCUAUCAACAAAAAACUUGGCAUCAAAGUUGUCUCUGACUCUACCAUUCUCGAUCUAUACCGUGGUAUACGUCAACAGCUUGACGCCCUGAUAUCGGAUGUCAAUUCGAAUGAUAUGUCGUCAAUGGCUUUAGGCUUGUCACACUCCCUUUCACGAUAUAAACUCAAAUUCUCACCGGAUAAAGUUGACACAAUGAUCAUCCAAGCGAUUGGAUUAUUGGAUGAUCUGGAUAAAGAGUUGAACACAUACUCGAUGAGAGUUAAAGAAUGGUAUGGAUGGCAUUUUCCAGAGAUGAGUCGAAUCGUUGUGGAUAAUUUAGCUUACGCUAAAGUAGUACACAAGAUGGGGUUCCGCUCCAAUGCACGGAAAACCGAUUUUUCUGAUAUUCUGCCUGAAGAUAUAGAGAAAGAUUUGAAAGAAGCAGCAGAAAUAUCAAUGGGUACCGAAAUAGCUGAGGACGAUAUAUUAAAUAUCAAAUUCGCAUGUGAUCAGGUUGUCAGUCUUAGUGAAUAUCGAGCAGAGCUCUUCCAAUACUUACAAAAUCGCAUGUCGGCAAUUGCACCUAAUCUAACGACACUUGUUGGAGAUUUAGUGGGUGCACGACUAAUAGCUCACGCUGGGAGUUUGAUGAGUCUAGCCAAAGCACCGGCAAGUACUGUUCAAAUCCUUGGGGCCGAGAAGGCUCUCUUUCGAGCAUUAAAAACAAAACACGAUACCCCGAAAUAUGGAUUAAUAUAUCACGCUAGUUUGGUUGGUCAGGCAGCACAGAAAAAUAAGGGCAAGGUGGCAAGGAUAUUAGCGACUAAAACUUCUCUUGCAUCACGUAUUGAUGCUUUAGGCGAAGAAAAAGAUAACACAGCAGAGGCUGGUCGAAGUUAUCGUACAUUGAUAGAAACAAGACUGCGAUAUUUAGAAGGACGUAAUCCGGGCAUAGGGUCGAAAUCACAUCAAAAGAUGAGAAAAGUUGAUAAAAAAGGUAAAAGCACCGCCUCUUAUAAUACAUCGGCUGAUGUCUCUAUGGAUGUCGAAAGUAGCGAAUGA